CACCAACAACAACAACAACAACAACUGCAAAACCAACUGAUAUUCUGUUGCUGGCGAUGUCCUUCAAAAUGAUUGGAGAUUUCACUAGCGACCUAAAUGAUAAAAAUAGUGACAAAUACAAAAAGUACAAAGGCGAUAUUGAACCAGUUAUCCGGGCCCAGUAUAGGAACAACAUGCCAGGGUUUAUUUCAGCAACAUUGACAAGUUUCAGCCGUGGAAGUGUUAUAGCCAACUUUGAUGUUAGGACCACAGCUGCAGACCCCACUGAAAUUACCAAAGCUAAUGCUGGACUUGCAACAUCACUUUCAGCUGAUUAUCAAGUUGAUAUGAGCUCUUUCAAUAUUAUUUAUAACAGUAGCACGGUAUUAAGUUAUAAACCAACUACCAUUUACUCUGGUGGCACCAUGACUCUGGAGUGUGGACCACCUCCUGAUAAUGUAAAGAUGGGCAUUAUUAGAAACGUUGAGUGGAAACGAAAGGGAAGAGUUUUAACAUCGACUGGAAGGUUCAACAUCAGUACAGAUGAUUUUGCAUCACAAAAGACAAAACUUGGUAUCAAAACUGUAAUUGCUGAGGAUGAAGGGAAAUAUGAAUGCACUCUGAAGAGUGACGAAAUCUAUUUCUACCAAACGGGUCAAAUUGAAAUCAAAGAUGCUCCCAUUAUUCAAACGAAUACAGAAAUCAAUACCAAAUGUGUGGUGGGGAAAGGUCCGCCAUUGGAGUGUUGUGUGCAGACUCCCUAUAAACUAAUGUGGAAAGAAGGCAAUGUAGAAUUGCUCACAAAUGAGACUCCUGACAAUUGCAUUAAAUAUAACUAUACAAUUCAAAACUGUGAUGGAUCAUCAAAAGUUGUCACAUUAACAUGCCAAGUGAAAGACCCAACAGGAUAUGAAAAGACUACAAAAUUGACUAUUUUCGUAGGAGCUAUAAUUUGCAACGAUCUGGAAUAUGGUAGUGGCCAAGAGAAAGACACAUCAGUGGCACCAUGUAAUAAAGGUGAGGAUGGAAGAAAGACAGCGAUUUGUGAAAGCAGUAGAAGUUGGAAACUUCAGAGUGACACUUGUGUCUUGACUGCAAUCAAUGAGCUACUAACCUCAUCUCAGGACUUGAAAGAGGCAACAGUUGAAGAAUUUUUAACAAAACUUAAUAAUACCUCUGUCGAUCUAAAAGAUCAAAUCGUUAGUUCAAGUGCAACUAUUUCGACCAUUGUUGAUAUUCUGAGAAUUGUUGCAAGUGUUUCAAAGAACAUCAGCCAGUCUGAGAUAAAGAACAUUCUAGAAACAGUGAAUGUCCUAGUUUCUGAUGAAGCAAAACAAUCCUGGACCUUUCUCAAUGCCGACCAAAAUAAGAACACCAGCUCUAGUUUACUGGGCUCCAUGGAAUUUUUUGCAGGUUCUCUCCCAACAAAGUCCUUUAGUGUGACAACAAAGCUAAUUCUGUUAAACCAAGACACAUUUGACAACUCAUUCAGGGCAGACUUAAAUUCAAGUGUGUUGAUAGAGAUUCCAGAGACUAAUUCCAAUCACCUCACCAUCACCACUCUAACGUUCUACUCCCUCAGUAAUGUGUUGCCAGCCAGGAACGGCAGCAAUCAAAGUGUCAAUGACAACAUCAUCAAUGGACUUGUAGUGCUGGUGAAGUUGAAUGGAACGACUAAAAAUGUCUCAUUGAGCUUCGAUAAGGUGAACAAGUCGCUCACAUACAAUCCUCAGUGUGUUUUCUGGAACUUCAGCCUUUUUAACAGCCUUGGAGGAUGGGAUAACGCAGGAUGUAAAGUGAUGUCUAAUGAGGAGGGCCAGGUCACCUGUCACUGUAACCAUCUGACCUCUUUCUCCAUUUUGAUGUCAUCUUCCAUUCCGAAAGUGAUUCAAGAUGCUUUGGAUAUAAUCACUUAUGUUGGAGUUGGCAUAUCGAUGGGUAGCUUAGUCAUUUGUCUCAUCAUUGAGGCUUGUGUAUGGAAGGCCAUGACCAGAAACAACACCUCUUACAUGCGCCAUGUCUCCAUUGUGAACAUCGCUGUGUCUCUCCUGAUUGCUGACAUUUGGUUCAUUAUUGGUGCAUCAAUAUCAAAAAAUACCCUUGAAAACCCAGGCGAAGAGACCACAACACCUAUACCGGCAUGUUCUGCAGCUACGUUUUUCAUUCACUUUUUCUACCUUGCUCUGUUCUUUUGGAUGCUGAUCUCAGGCCUUCUCCUUUUCUAUCGGACCGUCUUGGUUUUCUCCCAUAUGUCAAAAUCAACUAUGCUGGCUAUUGGCUUCUCAGUAGGCUAUGGGGCACCUCUUAUCAUUGCUGUUAUUACUGUGGCAGCAACAGCUCCAAGUGGUGGAUACAUCAAUGAAAACCAGGCAUGUUGGCUCAACUGGGACAAGACAAGGGCUCUCCUUGCUUUUGUGAUCCCUGCACUGACCAUAGUGGUCAUCAACUUUUUGAUCCUGAUUGUGGUUCUGUACAAAAUGCUGAGGAGAGGCGUGGGGGAUGCUACCCAGCCAGAUGAGAGAAAUGCUGUUGUGGUCAUUGCCAGGUGUCUGGCCAUUCUGACUCCAUUCUUUGGCCUUACCUGGGGACUGGGAGUAGGAACCAUGGUUGAUCCAACAAAUAAGGGAAUCCAUAUUGUAUUUGCCCUCUUCAAUUCACUACAGGGUUUCUUUGUUUUGGUGUUUGGAACACUUUUAGACGGCAAGAUCCGGUCAGCUAUAGCAGGAACGUUCUCUUCCAUCCUCCCAGGCUCUGACCGUACGAGGAGUACCAGUGGUGGCGCGGCAACAUCAUCAACCAGUGCAUUAAACUUCAUCCGAAGAAGGAUAAGGAGGAAUGUCUACAAUGUUUCAGAAGCUGCAAAUUCUUCCAAUAGCACUGGUGCUACAGAGUCUUUCAUCAACACCUAAAAGUACCCAAUUGUCAUACUUGAGUAAAAGUAUAGAUACCUUAAUAUGAAGUUACACAAGUAAAAGUCCCCCAGUAAAAUACUAUUUGAGUAAAAUUAUUUGUUUUUAAAUAUACUUAAGUAUCCAAAUGAAAUGUAAUUGAUAAAAGCACCAUCACUCAGUUGCAGUGGUGGAAGAAGUA
Messenger RNA from Salvelinus sp. IW2-2015, 3069 nucleotides. Its product is annotated as adhesion G protein-coupled receptor F4. The record is from RefSeq and is a predicted model, not a curated record. Gene Ontology annotation, molecular function: G protein-coupled receptor activity. Gene Ontology annotation, cellular component: membrane. Gene Ontology annotation, biological process: adenylate cyclase-activating G protein-coupled receptor signaling pathway; cell surface receptor signaling pathway. NCBI's taxonomy places the organism in Eukaryota, Metazoa, Chordata, Actinopteri, Salmoniformes, Salmonidae.